Molecule: messenger RNA, 285 nt
Organism: Colletotrichum graminicola M1.001
Lineage: Eukaryota; Fungi; Ascomycota; Sordariomycetes; Glomerellales; Glomerellaceae
Exons: 2
Coding region: 1-285 (94 amino acids)
Source: RefSeq, a predicted model, not a curated record
AUGUCUUUCAAGUACGCGGGUGUAAAAUCUGAGGACACCGUCUUCAUCAACGAGGCUCAGUAUACUGGCGUGAAGUCCGAGGACACCGUCUUCAUCAACGAGGCUCAGUAUGCUGGCGUGAAGUCCGAGGACACCGUCUUCAUCAACGAGGCUCAGUAUACUGGCGUGAAGUCCGAGGACACCGUCUUCAUCAACGAGGCUCAGUAUACUGGCGUAAAGUCCGAGGACACCGUCUUCAUCAACGAGGCUCAGUAUGCUGGCGUGAAGUACGACUACAAUAUUUGA